CUUUUCAUUCCAAAUGUUCCACGCCAUUUCCAUGUCUACCCCUUUCGACAAAUACUACUCCUCCACCCUCAAAAUGAUCAGAGUUUCAACACAAACAACAGAGAUCUCGCUCUAUCUAUCACUAUCAAAAACCAAAUAAUUGUGUAAGAGGGUCAUACUACGUGAACCCACCCUCCAAUCUCAUAGGAGUUUUUGGAAUAUGCUGAGGGGGUUCAAAACAAAUAUACUCUCAGUCUCAGACGCCUUAAAGAUCAAAGCUUUUAAAGCCAUUUUAUUGUAUGUGAGAGAGCUUUUUGCGAUUAUGUUUGGGUGCAAAUGCUUUUAUUGGAACACACCCUCCGAUUUCUCUCAGCCUUUUCAGCCCCAACCCUAUUCACUGCCAGCUCCCAUUCCUCAAUGGCCUGAAGGUGAAAGUUUUGCUUCUGGAAGAAUAAGUCUUGGAGAAAUACAAGUUAUCAAGAUCACAAAGUUCGAGUUCAUUUGGGGCUACAACCUAUCACAAGACAAGAAGAAAGGUGUUACGUUUUACAAACCAGUGGGAAUACCAGACGGAUUCUAUUGCCUUGGUCACUAUUGCCAACCUAACAACCUGCCUUUACGAGGUUUUGUUCUUGUGGCUAGGGAAGUACCUAUUUAUUCACCAGAAAAUGCUCAUACUUGUGACCCUAUUAAGCCUCCGGCCCUUCAAGUGCCUCUUGAUUAUGCAUUAGUGUGGAGUACUAAUGAUGGGGGUGAUGAAAAGUAUGGUGACUGUGGUUAUAUCUGGCUACCUCAACCACCUGAGGGUUACAAGCCCAUGGGCUAUUUGGUUACCAACAAGCCAGAGAAGCCUGAAUUGGAUGAGGUGAGAUGUGUCAGAAGUGACCUAACAGAUGAAUGUGAAAUUUACCGCCUCAUACUUGAUGUCGGGUACAAAUUUCCAAACUUGCCGUUCCGAGUUUGGAGUAUUAGACCCCAUCACCGGGGCAUGCAGGGGAAAGGAGUUCCUGUGGGGACAUAUUUCUGCAGUAGCUACUGGAUUCCUGGAGAAGAUAUGCCUAUUGCAUGCUUGAAGAAUUUAAAUCCUACUCUACCUGCAAUGCCAAAUCUUGAUCAGAUUCAUGCACUUAUCCACCACUAUGGACCCACUGUUUUCUUUCAUCCUGAAGAGAUCUUCUUGCCAUCUUCUGUUACAUGGUUUUUCAAAAAUGUAGCACAAUUGUUCAAAGCUGGCAGUCUAUAUGGUGAGGAUAUUGAUGCAAAUGGCUCAAAUUUGCCAGGUGGGGGAACGAAUGAUGGGGAAUUUUGGAUUGACUUGCCGAGUGAUGAUCGCAGAGAGAUUGUCAAACAUGGGAACUUAGAAAGUGCAAAACUUGUUGUUCAUGUGAAGCCAGCUCUAGGCGGUAUUUUUACUGACAUUGCAAUGUGGGUUUUCUGCCCCUUCAAUGGCCCUGCCACACUGAAAGUUGGAUUAUUGAAUAUUGCUCUUAGCAAGAUUGGGGAGCAUGUGGGUGAUUGGGAGCAUUACACACUUCGUAUAUGCAACUUCACUGGUGAGCUUUGGAGUAUAUAUUUUUCACAGCAUAGUGGUGGUCAAUGGGUGGAAGCUUAUGACUUAGAGUACAUAGAGGGAAAUAAAGCUGUUGUUUACUCAUCAAAGAGUGGACAUGCAAGUUACCCUCAUCCCGGGAUGUAUCUCCAGGGGUCUGCAAAGCUCGGGAUUGGAGUGAGGAAUGAUUGUGCUCGGAGUAAUUUGUAUGUGGAUUCAAGCAUCCAUUAUGAACUUGUUGCAGCAGAGUAUCUUGGAGAUGAGGUUAUUACAGUGCCUUUUUGGUUGCAUUUUAUGAGAGAAUGGGGUCCAACUAUUGUGUAUGAUUCAAGAACUGAGCUGAAUAAGCUAAUUAAUCUUUUGCCUGUGAUGCUCAGAUAUUCAGUAGAGAAUAUAUUUGAUAAGUUACCUAUUGAGUUAUCUAGAGAGGAAGGUCCUACUGGGCCCAAGGAGAAGAACAAUUGGGUGGGAGAUGAAAGAAGCUAGUCAGCCAAAUUUGUCGCACAUCCACCUAGAUGGAUUGUUGUCCCACGUCUCCUGCAGGGUUAUGUUGAUAUAAAAAAUAUACACUCAUAGUGAAUAUUGUUUAAGGGCUGGUCUUGUUGUAACUUAUGUAUAUUUGUCGUUCUUGUAUUUAUGUGUUUAGAUAGGCUUGCCAAGCCCUCCAAUUUAAGCAAAGGAGCGCGAUAGGAAUAUCAAUGUUAAGUUAAAUUUUGAGUUUUUUAUAAAUAUAGUACGGAAAAUAUGUUUAAUCAAUGUAUUGCAUUUUUGAAUAUUAAAAGCGUAUUUUCUUCUAA
Messenger RNA from Quercus robur (English oak), 2325 nucleotides. RefSeq lists its product as hypothetical. The record is from RefSeq and is a predicted model, not a curated record. The coding region runs from base 200 to 2014 and encodes 604 amino acids. The transcript has 2 exons. Lineage: Eukaryota; Viridiplantae; Streptophyta; Magnoliopsida; Fagales; Fagaceae.